AUGUUCCGAGAACCGGACGAGGCUGCGGUUGACCAAGCCGCCGCAAAACUCGAUCGACUCGCAGCUACAAGGCGCUCUACCAUCCGUCGCGAAUCAAGUCUGCGACCCGGCCGAACCCCCCUCUCGCGCUCCCUUAUCGAUCGCAUAAGAGACAGGCGAGAACAGGCAGAUGAGCCGAGGAAUUCUUCCCUAUCAUCUCGUCAACCGCGCGAUGACACCGAACGCGACAUUCACGAGCUGGAUGCGGAUCUGGGCCGUCUUCGCUCGGUGCGCAUGAGGCAGCGCGCCCGGGCAAACCAACUUGAACGUGAUAUGGCAAGGCGACCCGACAACAACAGUAACGACAACAAUAACCUCCUCGAUUUGAUGCAGCGAAUUGAGACAGAUGUUGACCUGUUGACCACCCUCCGGCCCACGUCGGCCAACGUGUCGUCUGCCAAUGACACGAAUUUAGAUUCGCGCAUCGAAAUCUUCUCGUCUGACACCCUUAACACCAUCGCGCGCCAUUUACCCCGUCCGUCGCGGGAAUCUGGGCUUCGAUUCGAAGUCGCCGCACCAGCUUCACAGCCUUAUUCGGAACAAUCACGUCGAACACGAUUACGUACGGCUGGCACCACGCGAGUCCCCAGCCCGUCGGCUCGCAGACGAUUGGGGACUGUCAGGUCUUCGUUAGCUCCUGCAAAUCAGGGGCCAACCGGCCUGGACGACGAUGUUGAGGUUGAUGUUGACGUCGAGACUGCCGACAACGCCACGCUCACUCCAGGGUUCGCUCCAGCCCGUGGUCCCUUUGGCACCGCCACUGUAGACCUUUUGGGGGCGGGACGGUCAAGCAGAACUGGACGCGAUAUGCUAGAUGGGUUCGUGGACACUGCGCCGCCGGAGACUUUCGAGUCGGCCUCGUAUCCACCGCUCCGACGGGUCAACCACGCAUCUCCACGUCCGGUCAUCGGGUCUGGCUCCAGGAUUGACGGGCUCGGUGAUCGCCUUCGAAGUCCGAGCCCAACUUCUGAUGCCCAUGAGGAGGAAAAUUGGGCCACGCUUCUGACCACCAUCGAACCAGGCCGGUCAAGCGCCGCGACGUCGUUCAUGUCUUCGCGGCCAGAAUCGCGGUCCGGCUCGAAUCGGUCGUCACAGGCCACCACUGUCGCAACCAGUUUCGGCGAGAUUGGCGGCGACGACACUUGCGAUCUCGAUCUUCCCUCGGGCAUCACCGAAGCAGAUGUGCGAGAGAUCCGUGCGCGACAUGGGCGCUUACGAACAGUUUCCUCGUUUCCACAGACGGAUGACUUGGUCCCCGAAGGCGUUCGGAGAGAUACUGAGGCUGGCCGAAGAAACGACAGGAUUUUGGAGUUGGAGGUGUUCAGCGUCAUCCUCGACCGAAUGCAGAGGAGAGAGGAGAUUCCUGACGAGUGGUGGGCCGCAGUUGGGCUCUCCCCGGAUGUGGUCCGAGGUAGUGCUUGA
Molecule: messenger RNA, 1461 nt
Organism: Capronia coronata CBS 617.96
Lineage: Eukaryota; Fungi; Ascomycota; Eurotiomycetes; Chaetothyriales; Herpotrichiellaceae
Exons: 1
Coding region: 1-1461 (486 amino acids)
Source: RefSeq, a predicted model, not a curated record